Molecule: messenger RNA, 1644 nt
Organism: Harmonia axyridis
Lineage: Eukaryota; Metazoa; Arthropoda; Insecta; Coleoptera; Coccinellidae
Product: jerky protein homolog-like
Exons: 2
Coding region: 1-1644 (547 amino acids)
Cellular component (GO): nucleus
Molecular function (GO): DNA binding
Source: RefSeq, a predicted model, not a curated record
AUGAAUUCAAAGAGGAAGAAGGUAGUUUUGACCAUUGAGGAAAAAUUACAACUGAUUGAAGAACGUGAAAAAGGCCAUAAUAUUCCAUUUUUGGCAAAUUCACACAACAUUGGAUUGCAGACAGUUCGUGAUAUCUUAAAACAGAAAGAUAAACUUCUGCAUUUCGCUUCGAGGUCCGAUUCCCUCAAGGGAACGAUGUCUCGUAAAACGACUAAAAAACCAAAUUUUGAGGAAUUGGAUAAUGCAGUGUAUGAAUGGUUCCAACAAAAGCGAGUGGAGGGCCAUCCAAUAUCAGGACCAUUACUAUUAGACAAGGCAAAAUGGUUCCACACGGAAAUGAAAAUUGAAAAACCUUUUCAAGCUUCACAAGGAUGGUUACUUCGAUUCAAAAAACGUCAUGGCAUACGACAACUCGAUAUUCAGGGUGAAAAAUUGAGUGCAGACAAUGGAGCAGCAGAAUUAUUCCUUGCCGAAUUUAAGCGUUUAAUAGAACGUUAUGAUUUAAGUUCGGAACAAGUUUAUAAUGCGGACGAGACCGGACUGUUUUGGAAAUCAUUACCAUCUAAAACACUUGCAAUGCAAAACGAAAAAUCUGCGCCUGGUCAUAAGUGUAGUAAGGAGAGGAUAACAUUAAUGCCUUGCUCCAAUGCCAGUGGAAACCACAAAUUACAGUUGUUAUGCAUUGGUAAAUCGAAAACUCCUAGAUCAUUCAAAGGAACAGAAAUGAAAAAUUUUCCUGUCAGAUACCAAAACCACCCUAAGGCAUGGAUGAAUCGAGAAAUAUUCAAAAAAUGGUUUUUUGAUGAUUUUGUUCCUUCGGUUAGAGCCCACUUAAGAUCUAAAAAUUUGCCGCAAAAGGCAAUGCUCCUAUUAGACAAUGCUCCAUCACAUCCAAAUGAAAAUGAGUUAGAAACUGAAGAUGGACAAAUUUUUGUACGUUAUCUUCCACCAAAUGUGACCUCAUUGUUGCAGCCAAUGGACCAGGGUGUAAUAGAGGCAUGCAAGCGACGUUUCAGGAAAAUAAUGUUACGGUUGCUAUUGGAAUCUGAUUGCAGUCUGAAAGAAUUCUGGAAAAAUUGGAAGAUAAAGGACGCUAUUUUCGCGGCAGCGGAAAGCUGGAAUGACAUUCCAACUGUGACUUUGCAAAGAUCUUGGUUCAAUUUGUGGCCUUCUUUAAAAGAUGACUUGAAUGAAAUUAUUGGAUCUGAAGAGAAUGCAAUAUUACCAGCGCAACUUUUGAAUGGCUUACAAAAUUUGGUAGAAUUCGAAAAUGUUUCAGUCGAUGAUGUUGAGGAAUGGCUAAAUUCGGAUUUGAAUGAACCUGGUUAUCAGAUACUGGAAGAUUCAGAAAUCGCAUCAAAUUUCUCCCAACCUAACCACUGUAUGGAUACAGACGAUGAAAGUGUUGAAGAAUUUUCCACGCAGGAAAACACUGUUUCUGCCGAAGACGCGUUGAGAUUCGCAAAUGUUCAGGCAGGCUUCCGGAAGGGAUUCACCACCAUCGAGCACUUACAAACAAUUCGAACAGUUGUUGAAAAAACAGUUGAAUAUAACAUCCCGAUACAUCUAGCUUUUGUCGAUUAUUAUAAAGCCUUUGACAGUGUCGAGAGGUGGGCAUUUUCAACAGCUUUAGGCGAUGCUUGA